Molecule: messenger RNA, 2098 nt
Organism: Chaetomium strumarium
Lineage: Eukaryota; Fungi; Ascomycota; Sordariomycetes; Sordariales; Chaetomiaceae
Product: chromosome segregation protein Csm1/Pcs1-domain-containing protein
Exons: 3
Coding region: 181-1701 (506 amino acids)
Biological process (GO): attachment of mitotic spindle microtubules to kinetochore; meiotic sister chromatid segregation
Cellular component (GO): mitotic spindle; nucleolus; monopolin complex
Molecular function (GO): microtubule site clamp; protein binding
Source: RefSeq, a predicted model, not a curated record
GCUCGGGCAACCACGACCCCAAUUGCCCCUCUCGUUUCCCAAAUUCAUGCAAGCAUUGCAGAUCACGCGCGCUAAACGCCAAAAGCACCGUUUCUCGGAAGUCGCGAAAGAACUUACGCGCCAUUUCUUCUCAGGUCUCAACCGUACCUCGGACACGGCGUCCGGCCCUGCCGUUAGUUGAUGUCAAAAUCCAAGGCUCGCUCUGACUUGCUGCGGUUGGUAGACUCGGACUCGGAGGACGAAUUCGGAGGUCGCGCGUUGGAGGUCGCGCGAAUAGCCACCGUUACUCACUCAAAAAAGCAGAACUGCACGAUGCCGCCAACAAAGAGAGCGAGGGCAGGCCGCCAGCCCGCGAACAGGGUUACCAAGCCCGCGCCGAAGACAUCAAACUCGAGACGACGCCCAAGCGAUCGGAUAGCCGCAGCUGCGGAAGAGGCCAUAACAGGAGGGCGGACGGGUGCCAACUCGAAGGGAACGGGUCGCGGGCGAGGACGAAGGCGCGGAGCGGCCGUAGAGGAAGGAGAGCAGCAGGAGGACACAGUCAUGACAGAAGCGUCCGCUCCUGCUGCCGUUACGCCGCUAGCGACAAAGCAGAAGGGCUCGCGCGGGCGACCCAAGAAGGUGGUCAUCGAGGCCGAGACGAAUCCCGCUGUCACGCGGAGAGGGAGGAAAGCAACAGUGAGGAACGCCGAAGUUGAAGUAGAGGAAGUGUCCGAAACCCCCGAGACCCAACAACCGGAUGCAACACAAAGCGGUGUCGACGACGGCCGGGACGACCUAGCAGAUCUACCCAUGUCGCAAACGCCAGCCCGUGUCGGUGCCGGUCGCGGCAGCGCACCGCUUCUCAGCAGCAUAUCGAAGCGGCCGUUACACGGAUCAUCUCCUGACAAGAGCGAACCUGCGCUUCGCCGUCGACUCGGAGAGAUGACGCAGAAACACGAAAGCCUGGAACACAAGUACCGGGAUCUCAAGGAGAUAGCCGUGAAGGAGGCCGAGCGCAACUUCGACAAGCUCAAGAAACAGUCGGAAGAGAAAUCGAGGGCCGCCGACCAACUCAUUACGACCUUAAAAGCGGAGCUAGCCGCUCAGAAGGAAGCUUCGAAAGAGAUCCAGUGGCUCAAAACGCAGCUCGAAGAAAGCGAAUCCAAGACGGGCGUACUCCAAGCCAAGGUUACAGAGCUCACCACUGCCGUGGCAGACUCUAAAGCUGAGAUCAAGUCCCUCAACCUCAAGCUGACCGCCGCCCGCAACGCCGAAGCGGCCGCCACGGCAGCGGCCAAGGUCCCAGGCAGCGCGAUGAAGGGCUCGACCGCUGCAUCCCGCCUCGCAGCAGCCAACGCUUCCGAAGCUAUCCAGCGAGCUACUCUGGCGGCGCAAAAGAAAGAAGAUCUCUACGGCGACUUGACCGGUCUCAUAGUGCGCAGCGUCAAGCGCGAGGGCGGCGAAGACAUGUUUGAUUGUAUCCAAACAGGCAGGAACGGGACACUUCAUUUCAAACUAGCAGUCGAAGUCGACACCGAGAACGGUGGCGGCGUGGAAGCCCACUGCCAUUACACGCCGCAGCUCGAUGCAAACCGGGACCGUGCGUUGAUUGCCGUCUUGCCCGGCUACCUGGUGGAUGAGAUCUCAUUCCCCCAAGCUCAGGCGGGCAAGUUCUAUGCGAGAGUACUCAAGGCUCUGAAUGAGCAGCCGGCAGCGUGAGGCUCGUCAUUGUUAUUGUUGAUUGAUCAUGGUGAAAGGGUGAAGCGAGAUGAGUGAAAAGCGAUUGGAUGUCUAUUUCAGAUAAGGGAUUGUAGCGAUAGGGAGGCGGUUAUUAGAGCGGAGGGAGGUGGCCUCGGGCACCUAUAUAAUCUCGAUUCUCGAUUGUCUUGUUUUUCUGGGCGUUUGGGGUUUUGGACCUUGUGGUGUUACCUGCAUUUGAAGUUUGCUCAGGAAUACCUCGGUGGGACGGGCGGAUGUACGGUCACUACGGUGCAUAAGGUACCUAACUGCAUGGGGCUCUAUCUUGGGACUAGGUUCUGGAUUCGGUGUCAACCUUGUUCUGCUAUGGACUACUAGUAAUGUGAAUCAGAGGUUUAUACAACAUCUUUCAACUAGC